Messenger RNA from Schistosoma bovis, 423 nucleotides. Lineage: Eukaryota; Metazoa; Platyhelminthes; Trematoda; Strigeidida; Schistosomatidae. The record is from the annotation of a GenBank genome assembly.
AUGGACUUGUUUAAGCUGUAUACAAAAAAGAUUUUGGAUUCAUGGACAUCUUUGCGCCUUGGUCUAAAUCAGGAGUCUGGAGGUCCAAACACACAACAAAAAGUUGGAUUAUUGUAUGAACAUCUACCUGAGGUUGUUUUGAAGUCUAAACACGAGGAUGAAAUAAGCGACUUUUUGGAAGAUUAUUUAGAUGAUGAACUAAAUAUUAUUUGUGAAGACAAAUCUCAUGAAGAGGUUGCACGUCUAAUAUACGAAGGACUUCUUCUUUUUCGAAAUAAAAACACCAGUGAACUUCAGGAUAAAAUAGACAAACUGACAACUGGUUGUAAUCUUAAUCAAUGUUUAUCUCAAGACCAAACCACUGACGAUUUGACUUGCAGUGAGUCAGACUCAGGAAGUGAGGAGGACGUUGACAUGGAGUAA